AUGGAUACUCAAGCUAGAACUUUACUUACUCAAAAUGGAUCAUUCGCUCAUAUAUUUAGAAUGGAUAAUUUAGUUUAUUUUGUUUCAACAAAUUAUUGUGAUUUAAUUGGUUCAAUUCUCAAGUUACCUGGUGUCCCAAAAGUGUUUAAGAAAUUAGAAAGAGAUUCUGAACAGAUUAGUCGAUUAUAUAAAUCAUUAGAAAAUCAUCAAGAACUUUAUAUUGAAGACUGUUCUGGAUUACAUAAAUCAGAUUGUUUAUUCUUAGCUUCAUCAUUUACUCAAUUAACAAUAUUUAAUAAUAAUUUUAAUGAACUAAGAAGAUUGUCAUUUGAUUGUGGGAGAGGAGAAUUUAAUGAUGAAUUAUUAUGUCAAAUAGCCGAGAAUGUUCCAAAAUCGCUUGAAACUAUUAAAAUUGGAAUGAAUCAUGAUAAUCCAUGGAUAUUUAGUGCUGAUAGUUUAAGAAAUUUUUUUGAAGGGUGGUGUCGAUAA
This is a messenger RNA of Diversispora eburnea, 489 nucleotides long. Lineage: Eukaryota; Fungi; Glomeromycota; Glomeromycetes; Diversisporales; Diversisporaceae. The record is from the annotation of a GenBank genome assembly.